AUGGAUUUAAGAGUGGGCAAGAAAUAUCGGAUUGGACGUAAGAUUGGAUCAGGUUCAUUUGGAGAUAUUUACUUGGGGACGAAUAUCAUAUCAGGUGAAGAGGUUGCUAUUAAAUUAGAAAACACCAAGGCAAAGCAUCCACAAUUGGAAUAUGAGGCUAAGGUGUAUAAGGCAUUGAGUGGAGGGGUAGGAAUUCCGUUUGUUAGAUGGUACGGUACUGAAUGUGAUUACAAUGCGAUGGUAAUUGAUUUAUUGGGGCCUUCGUUGGAGGAUCUCUUCAAUUAUUGUAAUCGUAAGUUCACAUACAAAACUGUAUUGUUGUUAGCAGAUCAGUUGAUUUGCAGAAUUGAAUAUAUUCACGCUAGAUGCUUCAUCCAUAGAGAUAUCAAGCCCGAUAACUUUUUAAUGGGUAUAGGUAGAAGAGGAUCGCAGGUGAAUGUUAUCGAUUUUGGUUUAGCCAAGAAAUAUAGAGAUCCAAGAACUCAUUUACAUAUUCCUUAUAGAGAAAAUAAGAACUUGACCGGUACCGCCAGAUAUGCAUCGGUUAACACCCACUUGGGUAUCGAACAGCUGAGGAGAGAUGAUUUGGAAAGUUUAGGCUAUGUGUUGAUUUACUUUUGCAGGGGCUCAUUGCCAUGGCAAGGGUUAAAAGCUGCAACUAAAAGACAGAAGUACGACAGAAUCAUGGAAAAGAAGAUGACUACCCCUAAUGAUAUUUUAACCAAGGGAUUACCAAAAGAAUUUUUGGAUUACAUGAAUUACAUUAAGACAUUAAGAUUCGAUGAUAAACCUGACUAUCCAUACUUGAGAAAGAUUUUCAGAGAUCUAUUUAAGAGGGAAAAUUACAGAUAUGAUUAUGUUUUCGAUUGGACAUUAUACAAGUUCCAACAAGAAAAACAAAGGGAACAAUCACAGGUAACAGAUGAACAACAAAAUAAUAAUGAUCAACAACAACAGCAACAACAACAGCAGCAACAGAUACAACAACAACCUCCACAGUUACCACCACAAGACAUAAAUCAACAACAUGCUAUACCUCAGAACAUGCACCAUACUCCUCCAUCGCAAAACCAAACCCUCCAGCAACCUGUUUCUGUGCCAUAUAACUCACAAUCUACACAACAACAACUCAACCCUAUUUAUCAACAGAAACCGAAAGUUAGAAGAAUGCCUGAAAAUUAUUCAAAUGUUAAUAGUAACCAACGCUUUAAUAGUCCUUCUCAGGAUGAUUCAAAACUUAAAGUUGCCCGUCGUAUAAAUGAUAAUCAAAGUCUGCAAGCUCAGCAGGCUUCAUCAAACAAUCUUUCUACUUGGCUUUAG
This is a messenger RNA of Debaryomyces fabryi, 1320 nucleotides long. It is a transcript of the gene HRR25, whose product is annotated as serine/threonine protein kinase. NCBI's taxonomy places the organism in Eukaryota, Fungi, Ascomycota, Pichiomycetes, Serinales, Debaryomycetaceae. Gene Ontology annotation, biological process: signal transduction; endocytosis; peptidyl-serine phosphorylation. Bases 1 to 1320 code for a protein of 439 amino acids. Gene Ontology annotation, molecular function: protein serine/threonine kinase activity; ATP binding. The record is from RefSeq and is a predicted model, not a curated record. Gene Ontology annotation, cellular component: cytoplasm; nucleus. The transcript has a single exon.